Phalaenopsis equestris is the source of this 3177-nucleotide messenger RNA. RefSeq lists its product as uncharacterized. Gene Ontology annotation, molecular function: ATP binding; ATP hydrolysis activity. Gene Ontology annotation, cellular component: mitochondrial outer membrane. The transcript has 17 exons. Bases 283 to 2784 code for a protein of 833 amino acids. Lineage: Eukaryota; Viridiplantae; Streptophyta; Magnoliopsida; Asparagales; Orchidaceae. The record is from RefSeq and is a predicted model, not a curated record.
GCUCCACCAAAUGCAGGUUUAAAAGUCCCCCAAAACCCGGCUCCCUGAGGUUUAAUACGCGGGAAUCAAUUUCACUGGCUGCUCUCCACUCCCCUGUGCAGACCGCUAACUUCUAGAGGAAUUCCUCCUCCUCUCUUUCGCCGGGUUCUACGGUUCAGAACAGCAGGAACCACGCCUAAUUAUAGUGCGAGAAAGGAAAUAGGGCAAAGCGGAUUUGUCGGAUAACACGAGGAGAUCAAGAUUAAGGAGGACUGCACCAUUGAGGUAUUGCAGGGGAAAAUAAUGGAGCCGAAGCAUAUGGUGAUGUCGGCGUUGGGUUUAGGAAUUGGGGUUGGGGUCGGUGUGGGCUUGCGGCUUGCAGCCAGCCCGACGGUCGGGAAAUGGGUGGCGCCAGUGCAGGUGGGUAGCUUGACGGCGGAGAUGAUCGGAGAGGAACUGAUGAGGCUCGUGGUGGACGGAAGAGAAAGCAAAGUGACCUUCAAUGAGUUCCCUUAUUAUCUCAGUGAGCAAACACGAGUACUGUUGACAAGUGUAGCCUUUGUUCACUUGAAGCAAUUUGAGUUUUCUAAGUACACACGAAAUCUUUCUCCUGCAAGUCGAGCCAUUUUACUCUCAGGACCCACAGAACUCUAUCAGCAGAUGCUCGCAAAAGCUUUAGCUCAUUAUUUCGAGUCCAAGUUGCUAUUGCUAGAUGUAUCAGAUUUUGCAUUGAAGAUCCAAAGCAAAUACGGGUUUCGAAGCAAAGAUUUCGCUUUUAAAAGGUCCAUUUCCGAGUCAGCAUUUGAACGUGUAACCAACAUAUUUGGAUCAUUUUCUAUUCUUCCUCAGGAGGAACCAAAAGGAUCUUUGCGCAGACAAACCAGCGGAGUAGAUUUGAGAUCAAGAGGCCUAGAAAGCAAUGGGAGUAUGUCAAAGCUUCGUAGAAAUGCAUCUGCCUCAACUGAUUUGAGUAGCCUUUCAUCAGAGCCCACUUAUAUGAAUCAAGCUCCUAUCGUCCCUCUGAAGCGCAGUGGAAACUUGAAUUUUGAUGAGAAGCUGCUUAUAGAAGCACUUUACAAGAUUCUCGUCUCAGUUUCAAAAAAUAAUCCCGUUAUCCUCUACAUAAGGGAUGUUGAGAACCUAGUCUUGAGAUCCAAAAGGAUACAUUCUAUGUUCCAAAAAAUGUUGAAUAGAUUUUCCGGAUCUGUGUUGAUACUUGGUUCAAGGAUCAUUGAAUCUGAUGGCGAUUAUGGAGAGGUGGAUGAGAGACUAAGUAUUUUGUUUCCGUAUAACAUAGAGAUUAAGCCUCCACAAGAUGAAAGUCAUCUUGUAAGUUGGAAAUCACAAUUGGAAGAAGACACAAAAAUAAUGCAGUCUCAGGAUAACAAAAACCACAUUAUGGAGGUGCUUGCCUCCAAUGAUUUAGACUGUAAUGACUUGGGUUCAAUAUGCCAAGCAGAUGCAACAAUUAUAAGCAAUUAUAUAGAAGAAAUUCUAGUAUCUGCUGUCUCUUAUCAUUUGAUGCAUAACAAGGAUCCUGAGUACAGAAACGGAAAACUAGUUAUUUCAUUAAAAAGUUUGUCCCAUGUACUAAGUAUAUUUCAGGAGAACAAGCUUGGUGAUAAAGAUUCCCUAAAACUUGAGGCCAAUACUGAUGUUGCAAAGGAGGAUAAUGUAGAAAUUGAGGCCACGAAAAAGCCUGAGACGAAAACUGAAGGCUCGACUUCUGAAAAUAAAAAUGAAUCAGAGAAGCCAGGUGUAGCUGCUAAGAAUGAGGUGGGAUCAUCAAAUAAAGCACCUGAAGUUCCUCCGGACAAUGAAUUUGAGAAGCGCAUCAGACCUGAAGUGAUCCCAUCAAGUGAAAUUGGAGUAAAAUUUGAAGAUAUAGGUGCUUUGGAUGAUAUAAAAGAGUCUCUUCAGGAGCUCGUCAUGCUCCCCCUUCGGAGACCAGACCUAUUCAGAGGCCUUCUCAAGCCUUGUAGAGGAAUACUGCUUUUCGGUCCACCUGGAACUGGGAAAACUAUGCUGGCAAAGGCCAUUGCAAAUGAAGCUGGAGCAAGUUUCAUAAACGUAUCAAUGUCUACUAUCACAUCAAAAUGGUUUGGUGAAGAUGAGAAAAAUGUCAGGGCAUUGUUCACGCUCGCUGCGAAGGUUUCACCCACUAUUAUCUUUGUGGACGAGGUUGAUAGCUUGCUUGGGCAAAGAAUGAGGGUUGGCGAGCACGAUGCGAUGCGGAAGAUUAAGAAUGAGUUCAUGACUCAUUGGGAUGGGCUCUUGACAAAACCGGGGGAGAGAAUCCUAGUUCUUGGAGCAACAAACAGACCAUUUGAUCUUGAUGAAGCAAUAAUUAGGAGGUUUGAACGCAGAAUAAUGGUCGGCCUGCCAUCCGCGGAGAGUAGAGAACUGAUUUUGAAAUCACUUCUUUCAAAAGAGAAGGUUGAUGAGGGGCUUGAAUAUAAGGAGCUUGCAGCAAUGACGGACGGUUAUAGUGGUAGUGAUCUUAAGAAUCUAUGCACUGCAGCGGCCUAUCGUCCCGUUCGGGAGCUAAUUAAGCAAGAAAGGCAGAUAGAAUUGGAAAGAAAGAAACAUGCUGAGAGAGCAGAGAAUUCUGAUAAUGAGGAAGAAGAUGAUGAAACACCAAUCAUCCUGAGGCCCUUAAACAUGGAAGAUAUGAAGCAGGCAAAGAAUCAAGUUGCUCCCAGUUUUUCUGCCGAAGGAUCGAUAAUGGCUGAGCUGAAGCAGUGGAAUGAUUUAUAUGGGGAAGGAGGCUCCAGGAAAAAGCAACAGCUCACUUAUUUCCUUUAAAACCAUGCACAUAAAUAUGACGAAGCCGCAUACAUGUAAAAUUAUGCCUUCUGGAAGAUGACUGGCCGACGAAAAUUAAGCGAAAAGCUUUAUGAAUGACCAGUUGAUGCUUGGUACAUCCUUGAUAUAUGAGAACUGGGGGAAUGGAUGUAGAAGCUAGGAAAUAGAGAGUAGGAAUGUUCAGUGCUGUAGGAGAGAGAGAGAACAAUUCAGGCAUUUCUCUACGAGGGCUGGAUAUAAUAUAUUUCAUUUUAUGUUUGUUUGAUUGUGUUUGGGGGGCUGGUGCUUUGAAUGUAAAGAUAGGGGAGUGCUGUGAUUUGUUUUAGCACUUGUGUUUUGCGAGUAAAAGUUUAAGAUUCAGACUUUAAAUACUAAGUCAUAUUGCAUGCGAUU